Molecule: messenger RNA, 5791 nt
Organism: Elgaria multicarinata webbii
Lineage: Eukaryota; Metazoa; Chordata; Lepidosauria; Squamata; Anguidae
Gene: TTLL4
Product: tubulin tyrosine ligase like 4
Exons: 19
Coding region: 174-3608 (1144 amino acids)
Biological process (GO): microtubule cytoskeleton organization; protein polyglutamylation
Cellular component (GO): cilium
Molecular function (GO): tubulin-glutamic acid ligase activity; tubulin binding
Source: RefSeq, a predicted model, not a curated record
UUCUAGCCCCGCCUUAGCCGGAAGUGCCUCCAUGGUAACGGCGGGCGGAUCAGGUUGGGCCGGAGGGGGCCAAGCCACCGCCCGCCCCGGAGCCGGCUGGUCAUGGUAAAGGUGCCUCUCUGACUGACUCCUGUUCAUCAGCUGUGCGCAUUGAGGGUGUGGGAUGGCUCUACAUGGCCUCAGCAGGGCCAGAAGCCUAUAGCCUCGGCCUCCAGAGGGGAAGCCAGUUCCAGGUGGGCCUUUCACCAGGGCUGACAGUGCCACCACUCACAGCAAAGCUUCAUGAGAAUAAGGCUUGGUACCUUGCUAAGCAGCAGGUGAAGCCCAUUUGGCAGCUGGAACAGAAUCAUGUGACCACUUUUCAGGAUCAUCACCUGAUCCACUCAGGGAUCUCUUUGCAGCGUCCCCGCCUCUUGUACCCGGAGUCAUUAUGCGGUGAGGCCGUGCUCCUGAGCCCGCCUCCACCCCAGCCCCACUCCCUCCCAAACUUCCUCGGCAGCACCUUGCUCUACCGACGUUCUUACUUCAGACACAAGCCAUACUGGAGGCUUGAGUCCAUCUGCUUGCAGCCUAGUACUUUGGAGAAGAAACCUUUUCGCAUCCCACCCCCGCUGGCUUACCGCUCUGUUCUCAGCAAGACCAUGUCAUCCUCAACUGUGGAUCCAUUCCUGAUGCCCAGCGCUGCUGGUGAGCGUUCCAGUCCAGUGUCAAAAGGGUUUCCUCUCAGCUCAGGGAAGCAAAGCUCCAGUGCGUAUAGACCAGUGCUAAACAACAACUCUUUCCUGAGGCCAACUAGUGCGAAAGUGCCUUUGCAGCAGCAGCACCAACCUCUGCCACCAGAAAAUAAGAAGCUGAAAGGCUUGUCACGGUCUCCAGGAUUCUCGUGGACCCAUUCCGGGGGAAAUGGGGAUUGCUCUCCCGUAAAUCCCGAAAGGAAACUUGGGAAAGGCAGCAGCUUCACUCUUGAACAAGCGAGUGCCAAAGCUCCCCGCUCCCCUGUUCACAAUGGCCUGGUACUCAAAGCAGAACGGCCCUCUUGGCGACUUGAGGAUGGUGAGAAUAGGUCACAGAACCUGAAAGAGCAAGAUGUGCGGUUGACGGAAGCCAUGAGGAAGCUGACUGCAAGUGGCAUCCGGAAGGUUAGUACGUACAAUGAGUUUGGUCACCGCGUCGACAGCUCCUGCCUUAUGAACGCAAACUUCCACUCCACUCUGUUCAAUCGAUGGAAGCCACACAUUGUAGCACAGAUCACCCCAAAGGAAGUACCAGCUGCCACCUCCCCGAAUCUGGAGCCUGGCAGCCGCCACCAGAGCCUUACAGGCAGCGAAGUUGCCGACGUCUGCACUAAACGCAUCGACCUUCGUUUCCUUGCCUCGAAUCCUGAACCUUCCAGCCACAGCACCUCGAAUCAGUCUGUCAAUUCCCCGUCGGUGAACCCUGGAGAGCAGGUGGUAAAAACGGAGCUGUCCCCACGAACCACUGUCUGUGAGGUAGAGACAAAAAUUUCCUCUCUCCAGUUGGGCACAGAUUCAAAACGGGGGCACCCUACUACUGUGAAAGAUACUGAAGCUGCAGUCAAUCUGCCCCUCCUGGACCAAGCAGAGGUGGAAGACGUGGAGGAAGAACUCCCUGAUGGCUUGGAAGAUGCCUGCAGUCAAGAUGAAGAGGGGGAAGAGGAGGAUGGGGAAGGUGAAUCGGAUGGCUCGUCAUCAUCCGGCUUAUCCCCCAAUGGUUCGGUGGCGAUUAUAUCCAGGAACUGUGUUGAGGGAUUGGUGCCUCCACUUGAGGGCCAAGAGCGAAUUCUCAAGCCAGCUCUCAUAUGCAGCCUGUUCCCCGGUGUGUCUCCCACCCUGUAUUUUGGUACCCGGGAUGAGAGAGGGUUUGCUUUCUUCCUAGUGGAGAAGCUCCCCUGGGAGCAGAGGAAGAUGCUGCGCUGGAAGAUGAGUACAGUGACUCCCAACAUUGUGAAGCAAACCAUCACCAGGUCGCACUUCAAAAUUAGCAGGAGAAACAAUGACUGGUUGGGCUGCUGGGGCCAUCACAUGAAAUCCCCUGGGUUCAGAGUUAUCAGAGACCAUCAGAAGUUGAACCACUUUCCUGGCUCGUUCCAAAUUGGUCGGAAGGAUCGUCUGUGGAGAAAUGUGUCCAAAAUGCAGCUGCGCUUUGGGAAGAAGGAAUUCAACUUUUUGCCCCAGUCUUUCAUCCUCCCUCAAGAUAUCAAGCUGCUGAAGAAGGCUUGGGAAGACUGUGGGAGCCGCCAGAAGUGGAUUGUGAAGCCGCCAGCGUCAGCUAGAGGCAUUGGAAUUCAAGUCAUCCAUAAGUGGAGCCAGUUACCGAAGCGCAGGCCGCUGCUGGUGCAAAGGUACAUACAUAAACCCUACCUCAUUGGUGGCAGUAAGUUCGACUUAAGGAUUUAUGUUUACGUCACAUGCUACGAUCCGCUUCGUGUCUACUUGUUCAAAGAUGGACUCGUUCGUUUUGCCAGUUGCAAAUAUUCCUCCUCCAUGAAAAGCCUCAGUAACAAGUAUAUGCACCUGACCAAUUACAGCAUCAACAAGAAGAAUAUUGAAUACAAGUCCAAUGCAGAUGAAACAGCUUGCCAGGGUCACAAGUGGGCGCUGAAGGCACUCUGGAGCUAUUUGGCCCAGAAAGGAGUUGACAGUGAGGCCAUCUGGGAGAAGAUAAAAGACAUUGUUGUCAAAACGAUUAUUGCGUCAGAGCCCUACAUAACCAACCUUGUGAAGAUGUACGUGCGGCGCCCUUACUGUUGCCACGAGCUGUUUGGGUUUGAUGUCAUGCUGGAUGAAAACCUUAAGCCAUGGAUCCUGGAAGUCAAUAUCUCUCCCAGCCUUCAUUCCAACUCUCCUCUGGAUGUGAGCAUCAAGGGCCAAAUGGUCCGGGAUGCCCUUAACCUAGCUGGCUUUCUGUUACCCAGUGCAGAAGAUGUGGCUUCACCCUCUGGAAGUGCCAGCAGCUCCACAACCAGCUUGAAUAGUGCCAUGAAGGAGAAAAGCAGGCCAUCUAUGGAAUUGUUCACUGCUGAGAAAACAAAGAAAGCUUAUUAUCUGACCCAGAAAGUGCCUGAUCAGGAAUUCUGCUCCUCCAUCCUGGAUGUCCUGACCCCAGAUGAUGUGCGUGUCCUGGUGGAGACGGAGGAUGAGUUUGCUCGGUGUGGGCAGUUUGAGCGAGUCUUCCCCUCACGCGUAUCCAUGCGCUAUCUGCGCUUCUUUGAGCAGCCGCGAUACUUUAACAUCCUUACUGCCCAGUGGGAACUGAAAUACCUCUUGAAUAAGGCCAAAGGGGUGGACCUGCUCAGAAGCUGGUGUCACAAAGGCUAUCUCAAUGGAGUAGUGACAGAUUCCACAGUGAUGUGGUCACUGCCAAGACCUCACCUCUAUUUGAAGAGUGAUCUCCAAGUGAACGGCUUGAGCAAGAUAGAGUCAGGCAGAACCAGCAAAGUCCUUGCCCAGCAAGAUGGAGAGGAGCCAGUCCGAAGCCCUGAGCCAAACCCUUGCACUCAAAGUUUACCUCAGAUUAAAUACACAGCUGGAACUCUCAAGAAAGCCACGCUCCCUCUGGCCCUCAGCAAUUCAAGCCUGGUAAAGUGACGAGGGACUGAGUGAGUGGCCAACUUCCCCUCCCUUGCAAUGUCAGGAGCAGGCAUGCGUGACCUACCUCAGUGGAUGCCAGGAGAGCCAGCAUUGGAAGCAUGGAGAGGACCUCUCGUCCGGCUCACCUGCUACAGAACUAUUUUUUUGGAAGGAGAGUUGGGACACAGAAGAGAUGCUUGAUGUGGUCAAAAGGGAGAAAUCCUCUGUUUAUAGUUUUUUUUUUUAUGGCAAAGGAAGGUUCUAAACACAGAAGCUUGGAAAACCUAUUUAAUUUUAGUGUGAGUUCCUUGUAGUUUAUUGACCAUGCCAUGUUCCUCACCACUUGAGCCAUAAGUGCCUCUCACUUUUAAGUGCCAACAUGUUAGGUUAGGCUGGACACUGCCAACCUCGCUAUCAAUUUCUGAAACGCCCUGCUACCAUGGGGCAAGGUCUUGCAUGUUUGCAGUCAGUUUAAAGUCCCAGCAUUUGCCGUUUAAACCAGCUCCCUAUUAGCCAAACACUGUGGGAAGCAACCUUUGAAAUGUCUUGCAUAACAUUAGUAAAGCAGGCAAGUAUAUAAAGUCCCUGGUGCAUUACCUAAUGAGAAAUAGCCUUGGACAGUCAGAGGUGGGGUUGGUAUGCUUAUUCUCCGUCCAUAUUCCUUUGUAGUUGGUACAGUCUUCCUGAUGAGCUUUAGUCCUUGAAGGUGUUUUCUACUUAUUUUUUACUUUGUUGAGAAGCAGGUCUUCCAGUGUGCAUCAGUGUAGCAUAAGGGAAGCACUGGCGAUGGCUUCUUAAGGUUAGGAGGUGCAUCUCCUUUAGGUUCUAGAUAGGCCUGGUUUGGCUGUAUAACUAAACGUCGCUCAUGAACAAGCUGCUUAUCAGCGGAUUUUUCUUCUCCUCGGAUUAAGCUGUUAGCACACCCGAGAUCACCCUUCAGUUUCUUUCUCCCCUAGAAAUGAUUUCAUUAAAACUUAGCACCUCAUCUUGCUCAGGUUGUACGUGCAUCGUUUUUAAGUACUGCAGCCUCCUACCGCUAUUCCUCUGAUCAGCUAGACAAUGCCUCCUUCUUCCCUGUGUUGCAGGAGAAUUCUGCCCUUUCAGUAUUGGUCAUAAUCUGUCACACUUUCCUUGCUCCCAGUUUGAAUCUAGUACUAGACACUUUCCAGCUGUGUACACAUGUCUGGAAUAUGUUGGUACAUUUGCACUUCCAGCCAGCUGUUAGCUGUCCCGAGGCUUAGGCUGUGAUAGGCUGGUAUGAUUUACAUGAAACCGGAAACCGUGACACUUAAGGGCAUUUCCAAUCUGUGCACUGUAGGAAGCAGCUAGAUUCUUGUCAGGGAUGUCCAGGUCUUGAGGGUAAACCUGGCAACUUUGGCUUCAAGAGAUCUUGAAGAGGAGAGGAGUCCUUUUGUUUCCCCCGACUUUCCAGAAGUUGUGACUAGCAUGGUAUAUUUUUCAGUGAGGUAGUUAGGUCUGUUUUCCAUUGUUUCCAGGUAGCAGUAAUGACAUUCGGAACCCACUGUGAGUACUUCUCCUUGUGCUGAGGAGCACUUGUGUUGUGACUUGGUAAAAACGGACAAGGAAAAGAAGGAGCCAUGGCUCCUAUGCGGUAGCUCUCAAAUAAAUUGCUUCUCCAUCAGUAGGGGCAGUAGGGUAAUUUACUAUGGGAAGGCUGAAGUGCGCAUCCCUAUAACACAGCCCUUUCUGGCCCUAGAAUUUGCCCUAAGUUACAGCAUUGCUUCUGGCGUCGUUCCUGUUUGAAGUAUAUGGGGGUGAUUAACCUCCUGCACUGAACCAGAGAUGUCCCCCAGAUACGGUUGGUUCCUCUAGGCCAAAGAUGCAGGGCACACUUUCCUUGUUAAAAAGUAGUCCAAGUCACAGUGGAGAAGAUCCCUUGACCCCAUAGCAGCAAAGCAACAGAGAACCUAACUUUUACUGUAGUGGUCAUUCGCAAUCCUGUACUCGUUGGGUGACACGUAAGAGAAGAAAAGUUAGGCAAACAUGAAGAAAACGAAGCCCUCUGGUGAUUUGGGGAACAGGCACACUGGAUGCUGCAGUGUUCCCUCCCCCCCCCCCCCAAGGCUUAGUAGUAGUGGAAGCAGUUCGUUUAUCAUUGCUGGCAGUAAAUGCUUUAAGCUAAAAUAUGCUGGCGUUUGGUAUUUUGGCCCCACCCCUUUUGCCUUUCACUCCACCCACUA